This is a messenger RNA of Dreissena polymorpha, 2592 nucleotides long. RefSeq lists its product as uncharacterized. The transcript is spliced from 3 exons. Bases 198 to 1073 code for a protein of 291 amino acids. Gene Ontology annotation, biological process: regulation of transcription by RNA polymerase II. Lineage: Eukaryota; Metazoa; Mollusca; Bivalvia; Myida; Dreissenidae. Gene Ontology annotation, cellular component: nucleus. Gene Ontology annotation, molecular function: RNA polymerase II cis-regulatory region sequence-specific DNA binding; DNA-binding transcription factor activity, RNA polymerase II-specific. The record is from RefSeq and is a predicted model, not a curated record.
UCGCUUCGAGCAAGCACAUACGCUGCGUUGAAUCGAUAUAGAACAGAACGCCGGUCAAAAGUAAACCAUACAAUAUUAUAGUUGUGCAAAGACUGAGUACAUUGUCAUUGGACGUUUUGUGACAAAGGAGAGAACAAUUGAGAGUGUAAUAAUUGAAUAUAUUUUGAAAUUUAUUUUUAUUUGGUGAACAGACAAAAAUGGUUCGAAUCGUAAGUCAGGGAUUUAGCACCCCCAGGAGUCGGCAUAGCUCGGGUGAAGAUAUGAUAGAAAGGUUUGCGGCUUUAAAGUCGUCUACAUCAGCGCUCAGUGACGACGAAAAACUGUCGGUUCGUGAGGACUUUUCGCCGAAAAGUUUAGUGAUUGAUUGUAAUACUGACACCAACGACUCAUUCAGCGGUGUGGAUUCCGACAACGACAGCAGAGGUUUUAGCCGAGACCGAGAAAACAACAAUGAACAACCAUACCCGGAACCCUCCCUGGUGAAAAAAGAGCGACGUCGCGAGCGUAACAAGGUGUCCGCCCAGAAUUACCGCCAACGUCGACGUCAGCAGGUCUCGGCUGCUCAGAAGACACUUGAAACACUCGAGGUCCGCAACAAGAAUCUGCUCGAUACCGUCAGACAACUCGAGGCCGAAAAACACAUCGUGGAAGAGUAUCUGAAGAACUGUGUUCGCAUGCCCUGGUGUCCCUUCCACCAGACCGGAAGCGUCCCAAGCUCGCUGCGUUCCACGCCCACCAUUCCCGAGGACCCUUCAGAUCUCACGUAUACAACGGGAUCAUCGACGGGUAUUAUCAAUUCGACCGAGUCAACUAUUGUCCCUACGGGCUCCUCUGAUAUUCGACCCACGCAAUCUCCUCCGCGCAAUGGCGCCACGCCAAUCUCCUUAACAGCACCGUGCUGUGGCGGGGCUUGUAACCACCCGCAGCAGGCGGCACUGGAUAACUGUCGUCCCAUGGCGAUGGCGACGCGUGACGACAACGACAACAACAACAACGAGUUUAACGGGAACCGGAACGUGCCCGUGUUUAUGCAAGGGUUUUCCAUGAUGAUGAAAGAAAGUUCGGCAUCGUGAGACCCCCAUAUCUCACGUCGGUAGCCAACUUUCGCUCGAGUAAGACGUCAGGCAUUUGACCGGAAAUGACUUUGACACUGCGGCAAUCGCAAUGUGUUUAAAUGGGCAUUAAUGAAAGGUCAGCGGUCGUAUGACGCAUGGUAACAUUUCAAACAUGUAUUCAGUUCAUGUUAUGUGUUGAAGUUCAUAUAGUCGUUGUUAUAAAGAUUUAGUCAUCAUUCUACAUGUUAACAUGGAAGACGCUGAUGAUUGUGCCUGAAUACCACAUUUGCAAGUAUCAGAGCGGGUUUGAUAGAUCAGGGAACUUUUCUACAAAGUAGUUUUUAUAUGCUUUUUUACCAUGUAGAUUUCGCAUUUUUUAAACUAAUAGCUGGUAAAAAACAAUGUUUUUUCAAUGCAAUUUGUAUGCUUCAUAUUGUUGUGCAUGUACUCAAAUGCUUGGUGAUGGUCCAAUAAUUUUACAAGCAAAAAAUGCGAAAAGCGUUGAUGAAAUAUUGGAACCGUGAAAUAUUUGCGUUGAAAAUUGUAUGUUUAAGUUAAGAGAAAAUGUAACCAGUCAUAACGAAGUCGCACUUGCCUUGGAUGGAAUUAUGUUAAAAUCAUAAAUGGACUAUUGAAAUCCACAUGUUCAGGGGCAGUAACACCAAAACAUCUUUACAGAUACUAGUAUCCUUAGACUUAAGGUCAUUUCUUUGCUUUUUAAAACAGGGUUAUUCAUUUUAAAGUGUGCAGGAAUGGUCAUGUUACUAAUAACUACUGUAUUUUUAUUCAUGAAUCCAUAUGUUAAUAAAAACAUGAAACAAUUCAUAAUUUGAAAGAACCCAUGUCUAAUGUUUCUAAAAUAUGCUAGCCCCCAAGUAAAUUAGCAAGAUAUUCUUAGACCUUAAAUAACAGUUUGUGAUCAGAAUAUUUUUUAGUUAAUAUCAUAACUUGUUUUGACAGAAUUGUACGCCUUUGUCAUCACCUACAUUUUUGUGUAUUAUGAUUUUCACAUAAGAAUGCAAUAUUGUCAUUCUUGUUUUUUUUAGCUCGUCUGAGCAUAACUUGCUCAUUGUGAGCUUUUGGGACCGCCUUUGUGCUUCGUCAAUCUUUGUGCGUAGUCCAUCAUCAAUAUUUACCUAUUUACCUCUUUAUGGGCCACAUUUUUUGCCCACCUUCAUGAAACUUGGUCAGAACAUUUGUCUAAAUGAUACCUAAGCCGAGUUCUAAACUGGGUCACAUGAGAUCAAAAACUGUGUCACCAUGUUAAUUAAAAAAAGUUUUGUUAACAUUCUUAGAAGUCGCAUUUUGUCCAAUCUUCAUCAAACUUGAUCAGAACUUUUUUUUCUAAUAUUAAGAUUCGUCAGCAUAGUUCGAAAAUAGUACCGGUCCGUUGUAAAAUAUGACCACCAGCAUUGUUAAAACUCUAGAAGUCACAUUGUUUUGUCCAGUGCUCACGAAACUUAGUCAGAACAUCUGUCCUACUGAUAUCUCGCAUGAGUUUAAAACUGGCUAUGAAGGGGAAACAAACUAAGCCACU